AUGGCGGCCAGCAGGAGGCUGAUGAAGGACAACACUCCAUAUGAUAAGGGGGCCUUCAGAAUUGAAAUCAACUUUCCAGCAGAGUACCCAUUCAAGCCACCGAAGAUCACAUUUAAAACAAAGAUGUAUCACACAAACAGCAAUAAAAAGGGGCAGGUCUGUCUGCCAGUAAUUAGUGCUGAAAACUGGAAGCCAGCAACCAAAACCGACCAAGUAAUCCAGUCCCUUAUAGCACUGGUGAACAACCCUCAGCCUGAGCACCCCCUACCUGCUGACCUAGCUGAAGAAUACUCUAAGGACCAUAAAAAACUCUGUAAGAAUGCUGAAGAGUUUACAAAGAAAUAUGGGGAAAAGCGACCUGUGGACUAA
This is a messenger RNA of Nycticebus coucang (slow loris), 369 nucleotides long. RefSeq names its product ubiquitin-conjugating enzyme E2 L3-like. Gene Ontology annotation, cellular component: nucleus. Gene Ontology annotation, molecular function: ubiquitin conjugating enzyme activity. Bases 1 to 369 code for a protein of 122 amino acids. The transcript has a single exon. Gene Ontology annotation, biological process: protein K11-linked ubiquitination; ubiquitin-dependent protein catabolic process. The record is from RefSeq and is a predicted model, not a curated record. NCBI's taxonomy places the organism in Eukaryota, Metazoa, Chordata, Mammalia, Primates, Lorisidae.